ACCGAGAGCUAUCCCCGUACCUACCGAGAGCUAUACCGAUUGACCCCGCUGCAGCACGAUGCCACCCAAACAGCGUGUGAAGAGUUCCGGCUCCACUGCAGGCGGCACUAUGCAGAGCGGGUCACGGCUGUGGGAGACAGGACUCAUCACCGCCCCGCUAGACGAGGACACAUGGAAGGCCAGCAUUGCCUUUGUGGUGGAGAAUGAGCCUGAAGAUGAAGCGCACACCAAAUGGUUGUCACAGGCUGUGAGCGUCCCUCUGCGCAGACUGUUUAGUGUAGUGACCUGGGAGACCAUGCUGCAACAGAUCAAUGAACUUGGAAACCCAAAGGUCAAGAAACCCAAGGAUGUGGCCCAGUACUACGAGGUGACUGAACCAGCUAAAGCCCUGCUGGACAGCGGAGAGCAACUUCCUGUUACACUGAUAACUAAGCUUCUGAAAUUCCAGUUCCUGGGCAUCAAACAAAAGGACUUGCAGAGAAGGAGUGCUGAGAAAAAGUCUACAGAGGAGAAAACUAAAAGCAACAAAACAGCAAAGGAAAAACCAUCAAGUGCUAAAUCUAUUGGAAAAGGAAAAGGGAAGAAAGCACCAGAGGGUCCUCCUCCUGUAAAAAAGCAAACGACUCUGAAGCGCAGAGGAGAAGAAGAUGAGGCCAAGCGUUUUAUUGAUGAUGAACCAGACGAUGGGGCUCAGCAUUACAUCAUAGUCCUUGGAUUCUAUCAGCCUCAGAUCCUCGUGCUGUUGGCUGAUCUCGGGAUCAAUGUGUCCAGUGUAAUUAGAAUAUCUUCCCAGAACUAUGCUAGCCUGGCAGCUCAUCAGACGGAGGCAUUCCUAUCACCAGAAGUUGUCGAAGCUGAACUGCAAAGGAAGCAAAAAGUAAGAAAAUCCCUAGACAUGUUUUGGAAAUACUUGGAGCCCAUCCUGAACAGCGGCAGGCCUGGACCCGCACUGUCACAGGUGGCCCGGCUGCAGCAUUUGGUCAAAGACAAUAUCCACCCUGCUUCAUGGAGUGAUGGAGAAAUGCUGCUUGAGUACGGUACUGAGAUAUUUGAAAGCAUAGCCUGCCUCAUGUAUGAUUGCUUGGACUGGAGAAGACAGCACCAGCAUUAUCUGAACAACAUGAAGAUCAUCAAUGUCCCAUUGGUGGUCAGUGAGCCCCAAGUGACACAUCUAUCAGGUUCUGUGGUCGGUGGAGCCCAGUCGCCAACUGCUUUAAUGAAAAAAAAAACUUCUAUGGAAGAGAUCCAGCCAGCAUUGUCCCUUCCCCCAUCUACUCCGUUACACGCUGAGGUAGAAGUCUCAUCUGUGCCUGAAGAGGUGGACAUGCGGUUCUACAAUGAUCUGUUGAAUGAUGUGCCGGAGGAGCAGCUCUCUGUGCCAGUCUUACUGCACUGCAUGCUAAGUCAGGUUGUUGCAACAGAAGAAGAUUUGGUCCCUCUGAGUCUAGCUGUGCCAGAGCCCCGUAAUGAUGGGCUACACCCUACUGUUGCCGACCACAUGAUAUCUAUGUUCGCUUCCCUUUCUUUCUCAGAAAAAGAAAAGAAGAACCUAUACAACACCUUCCUCUUCCGAGGCAAUGAAGAAACAAGCAGACAGUCCAGAGGACCACAAGUGCUGAGCUAUCACGAUCGGACGUCCCAGAGGGUCUGCCAGGUGAAGGUGCCAAAGACGUUGGAUCUGAUGACAAUAGAGCAGGAGAUGCUUGCAAAGCUUCCAUUAAAGGGACUUGUGGAGUUUCCGAAGCCGUCCCCUGAGAGCGAUGCCCGCAGACUGGCGCAGAUACACGAGCUCAUGCAUUACUGUACUAAUGAUCACCUGACCUGGGAAGAAGUUUUAAGAGCCUUCAAGGUGUUCACAUUUGAAAGUCUGGACUUGACUUGCUUUGAUGAGUUUGGGGACCUGGAGCGAACAUCGGCAAUGCUGGCAAAAGACUGCAGUAUACCCUGGGAUGACCCGGCAGCAUUUGCUCGAGAGCUUCGGAGGAGGACGAGCAUUAGAAAGAUGUACGAGCAGAGAACAGAAAAUGAUAAAGUAGAUACUGGGGGAAACCAACACCAAGAUGAUGUUGAUAUCACGACAAAGGACAAGGAUAGUAUGGAGCGUCCCUUGGUCGAUCUUGAAGACAUUCAGAAGACACAGAAGAGGUCCCUGUCUGAAUGGUGCUAUUGUGAGAAUUAUGAGCCAAAUCUUUUACUUCAGGUUCUUCAUGAAGCAUCUCAAUGGUAUCGGUGCCUGGAUUCUUAUUAUCACAAUCAGGAUAACUCUCUACUUCUUGUCCUGCACAAUCCAAUGAAUAAUGUCCGCCAGAGCCAGGAGUCAUGGGAUAUGGCACUUCACUCGGAUGUCAGCUUCAGAAACUACUUGGAGUUUGUAGCAGAUUCCAUCUCAGACUGGGUGCAGCAAGAAGAAGAAAAGUAUCAGGAGGAAAGGAUCGCUGAGGAGAUUAAAGCCCUUAAAGACAAAGAUCACCAGGAAAAAGAGGAGAGGUCCAGAGCAACCGCUCCCACUGGCAGAAAGGCCAAGAAAUCCACUUCCCCAAAGAAAAGUAAAAGUCCUAAAGGCCGUUUAUCCCGAUCAGGAAGCAGUAGUGAUUUAAAGCCAGAGCCAGACAACACCCAAGACCUGUUUAUACUUGAGGGCUCCUUGAAGGCCUGGAAGAAAGAACAGGAUAGGAUACAAGAGGAAGAACGCCUCAAGCAAGAGAAGAAAGCGGUAAAGAAAAAAUCAGGAGGUAGAAAGCAAGGAGGGAGCAAGGAGCGUCCAGAGUCUGGAAAACGUAAAUCUCCACGAAGCUCUGGAAAAGGUGCCAGAGACAAAAGUAAAGAGGAUGUACUCGGACCUCAGGAAGCCAUGCUAGAUACUCAUAGUGAGCCCCUGGCACCCCCAGAGAAGCUUUACAAAUUUAUAGGUUACAAUGUGGGGGACAAUUUAAUUCAAGUCUCUGGAGGCAGCCGCUACCUGUUCCCUACAGAUGGUGGGCAGAUCCAAGUGGAACAUAUACAUUUUGAGAAAGGCUCAUACUUUGUGAAAAUGAAGUUAUUAAAGGACGGACACAGCUUCUUGAUCCACAUAACAAACCCAAAGAAGUCCAAGAGUAAUGAUCCAGAGAACGUGACACAGGCAGAGGAGCCAGGAAAGAAAAGGAGAUGCGUCAGUGAGUUUGGCUCAUUCACAGCAACUCUCCAGAGUGGCAUUCAGCUGUCACUCAGUCACUAUGGGGCCACUGGAAAAGGGCCAGAGGACAAUGACCCUGAACUUGCGGCUAUGCUGUCUUUCCCAUCUGUUCACACUCCAAGCUUUCUUCCAGCACCACCACCUUCUACACCUUCAGCUAAAAAGUCCCCCCGGCAAAAGUCCCCGCGGCAAAAGUCCCCCAAAGCUCCAGUGGCAGAGCAAACUCCUGCACCAUCUGAGGUUAAGAUGGAUACAGUCAGCACCCCAACUCCUGCCAGCCCCCUGCCAGCCGCACCCGCGUUCCAGAGCCUGAACAUCUCAUGCCCCAGUGGGCUUCUAGUGGCGUUCCUGAGGGAGGACUCAGCAGGCCCGUGCACAGAUGGCAGAGAUGAGCAGACUCACAGACUGCUGGUCAGACAGAACUAUCCGGUUAGAACCAGGAAUGCCCAGCUCUACCCUUCAGGACCUGGGCAAGUGACGCAGGAAGCCUCUAGAGUCAUCACUUCACAGGGCGCUGUGAUAAAAUACAUGCUGGACGGCUCCACCCAGGUUCUUUUUCCUGAUGGAACAAUAAGCAGGAGCCCGGACUCAGGGCCCGUUGUCCAGCCUCGGCCCCCCACAUCCCCUCCUUCUGCACCAUCUGCAGUGAAUGGCUCUGACAUUCUGCCAUCGGCAGUGUUUAAUGGCUCUCGCGAAUCCAAAGAUCAGAAACAAAUGGGAGCAGCUGACACUGUAUCUAAAAAAGGAAAAGGUGGCCAGAAAACUGGAUCAACAACCUUUAAGACUGAGGUUGCAGAACUUCCAUUACCAGAUCCAUCUCCGUCCCUGCCAAUUUCACCGGAGAUAAAGCCCGGGACAUGGAUAACCACUACACCAUCAGGCCAGCAGAUAGGCACCAGGGGAGCCCAGAGACUGGAGCUGAAGCCCCUGCUGUCCUUCAAGGCUACUGACCCAGUGGAUGGAACGGUGAUGAUAACUCGAGAGGACCAACUAGUGUUUGUGCUGAGGAGUGAUGGCACCAAGAUCGUGGAACACCCAGAUGGCACUAGGAUUACUACAUACCACCAGUAUCUGGAGGUCCCUCUGCCAGGAGACCAUGAGGAAACAGGUGAAAACCCGGUGACCUUCACAAAACAAGGAGAGUUUUUAAGAGUGGAGAAUCCAGACUUUGCCACAGUUAUAAUAAAUAUUGAGGAAAAUGUCUGUAGUGCAAUGUUUGGGGAUGGCACAGAGGUGCAUGCAAAACCUCAGGGGACAUACCAGGUGUUCCCUUCAGUAUCAGGCUGCCUGACUAUUAAUGAGGAGGGCCGUGCCGUAUAUUCCCCUCUCGCCUGCUCCUCUGCACAGAACCCUUUCAGACCAGACCCUCUGCCCCCAGGAAGUUACAUUAUGAGUCACACAGCAGACGUGAUCUGUGAGGUUCUGGAUCCAGAAGAGAAUCUCUUCCAGGUCAUGGUAGACGGGAGCACAAAUGUAAUCAUUGCAAACAGUGACACCUGUGAAGAGGAGGAAAAUAACUCAUCAAGUAACAAUAUGCAGCACAAUCCUGAUGAGUAUGAUUUACAUGCACCAAGGUUCUUCAUUAUAAACGCUGAUGGAUCUGGCACUGAGCUUCUUCGUAAUCGGGAAGUAGAAGAUUAUUUGGCCUCCUGUUAUUGUGAAGAAGCAACCGCUGUUCUACAGGAGCCAAUCCAAGAGCUACCAGGUGUGCAGAACAUUACUGUCCUUAAACCUUUCCCUGAAACAUCUCAGUGGCUAAUGAAGAAAACUGAGGACAACCUGGUUCCCCCCAACCUUGUGUCCCGAUCUUGGGAUAACUUCCCCAGUGUUGAGAGAAAGACCCCAGGACCUCCUUUUGGUGUUGGUGUGUGGAAAGGUCUCUGUAUUGGCAGCAAACAGGAGACUAGACCCCGUCCUGCAAUCCUCAGAUGCCCCAACGUGCUGCUGACCCGCCAGCUCCUCCUGUAUAAGCCAAUCAGCACGGACAUGCGCAAGACGCUGCAGCUGGCUCUUAAAGAGUUUAUUGAUACAGCGCUGAAGAAGGAGGAGGAACUUCAUGAGCUUAAAAUGAAAGAUCCCAGGACGGCAGAAGAGAGGGACCAUGCAGCCAACCUACUGAAGCUUGUCUUGUCUUUUCCAGAAACUAAAGACACUUCACCAAGUCAGCUGAUCACAGUGAGAAGUCAAGCUGAUUUUGCCAAUCUUUAUGAGCGGGCACUGACUCCUGAGCCACACCCUUCACCUCCCCAGGCUAAACCAAAGAGAGAUGCGCAGGACUGGGAGCAAAUCAGGCAGGAGAUACAGGAGACCAAACAGAUGUUACUGGACAUGAGGAGCAAUGUGCACCCUCCGUACUUCCAGUCUGAUAUAGGCAAAGCUUUCCUCCAGACACAGGUGCCUGACAUGAAUUACCUCUCUAGCAAGUUACCUCCAUUCCCAAAGUCUAAGGAACUUGGUGAUCAAGUGAUGGAGCCGACGUCGUGCACUGACAUCUCUGGAUCAGCUUCUGAGACAAAGAAGGACACAUCACAAACUGAAGUCACAGACACAGAGGGUCCUCCCCAGCUGGCCAGUGACAGGAUAUGUGAGACACCCCAGGCGGAUAGGGAAUGCUGGGCACUUGCAGACCAGUAUGAUACCGAUACUGACUUCAGUUGGCCAUCAGUCACUCCACAAAGACAACAUAAGUCAUUGUCCCGCAGUCUGAACAUAGAUGUAACUGGUCAGCCAAGGAGAGAGAAGAUCAAACUGCCAGCCGCGAUCCUCAGCGACAAACCUGUGUCAAUACCCAACACCAAGUUUGCAGUUGUGGAGGAUCCAGUGAGGCGGAAAUCAAACACUGUAUCAACAUCCCCCCUAGCAACUAGAGGCGCCAAGAUGUUACCACGGGGGUUUCACCUUACGCCACCAGCAGUGCAGUUCGGUACCGUGAAAGAGGGGUGUACGUACGCCACAUCGGUCACUAUGAAAAACAUUGGGGUGGAAUUUUGCAGAUUCAACGUGAAGCUUCCCCCACCCAGCAGCGGCCUUAGAGUCAUAUACACACCGGGGCCCGUGGCUGCAGGGAUGGAGCGCACUCUGGGAGUAGAACUGUUUGCUUUGGCCAUCGGUCUGGAAGGCCCGGAGGGAGCAGCACCGUGGUCAUAUUGUAUUGAGAUCCAAACUGAAGUGGAGACCUUAUUCCUGCCUGUUACAGCAACAGUUCUCACAGAGAAAGUGUAUGAGAGCCGAGCUGAAGAGGGUAACUUGAGGACAAAGGCGCCAGGUGUCCGCCUGAUCAGUACGAAGCUGAACUCUAGACUUCAGGGCAUGAGAACCUUGCAGACAGUGACAGAUUCGGACUUCUGAUCAGGAUCUUCAUCUCAGGACAUCUGUUUUCAUAUUAGACUAAUAAAAUAUUUUUACAAAA
Messenger RNA from Bombina bombina (fire-bellied toad), 6584 nucleotides. RefSeq names its product sperm associated antigen 17 (gene SPAG17). NCBI's taxonomy places the organism in Eukaryota, Metazoa, Chordata, Amphibia, Anura, Bombinatoridae. Gene Ontology annotation, biological process: axonemal central apparatus assembly; epithelial cilium movement involved in extracellular fluid movement. Gene Ontology annotation, cellular component: axonemal central apparatus. The transcript is spliced from 47 exons. Bases 59 to 6523 code for a protein of 2154 amino acids. The record is from RefSeq and is a predicted model, not a curated record.